Messenger RNA from Melanaphis sacchari, 3999 nucleotides. It is a transcript of the gene rdgBbeta, whose product is annotated as cytoplasmic phosphatidylinositol transfer protein 1. The record is from RefSeq and is a predicted model, not a curated record. Gene Ontology annotation, cellular component: histone methyltransferase complex; cytoplasm. Bases 435 to 3230 code for a protein of 931 amino acids. The transcript is spliced from 2 exons. Gene Ontology annotation, molecular function: phosphatidylinositol binding; transcription coactivator activity; phosphatidylinositol transfer activity. Lineage: Eukaryota; Metazoa; Arthropoda; Insecta; Hemiptera; Aphididae. Gene Ontology annotation, biological process: phospholipid transport; regulation of DNA-templated transcription; chromatin remodeling.
CCGUACACCGACACCGCGGCGGGUACGCGUACCGUUCCGUACACCACGAAAAUAUUAAAUAAUAUGGUCGGACAGCCGUGUUUUGUAUAUUUACGUUUUCGCUGAUCCGAGAUUAUUCACUGUUUUUGUUGUUUUUGUUUUUUUUUUUUUUUUUUUUUUGUCUCGCUCCGGCCAGUCCAUCAGCAAGCCGACCAGCCACCGUUCGGUUUGCUUUUCGCCCGUCCAAACGACGCCGCGCCGAAACGGCCUCCCGAUAGUGCAACGUCCGCCACAGCCUUAGCCGCCGCCGCCGCAGCCGGAGCUCCGUGUACCGUACUCCGCGAACUUAAGCGCCCCGGGAGCCGUGCGCUUAUUACCAGCAGCGCCAUGGUCCUGAUCAAGGAGUACCGCAUUUGCAUGCCGUUGACUGUCGACGAGAAUAAAAAAAGAACAUAAUGUUGUUGAACACAGAACGUACAGAUAAAAUGGAGGCAAAGCUAGAAGUUGUGCCUUCAACUCCAGUAUUAAAAUGGAAGAAAAUUCUUGAUCCCAUUGGACCUCAACCGAGGCCUCGGCAUGGACACAGAGCAGUCGCUAUUAAAGAUCUUUUAAUUGUUUUCGGUGGCGGAAAUGAGGGAAUUGUUGAUGAAUUACAUGUUUACAAUGCAGCUAAUAACCAAUGGUUUAUACCUCAGACUUCUGGUGAUAUACCACCUGGGUGUGCUGCAUAUGGUUUAGUUGUUGAUAAUACUAGAUUACUAAUUUUUGGUGGUAUGGUUGAAUAUGGAAAAUAUUCAAAUGAACUAUAUGAACUCCAAGCAAGUCGAUGGCAUUGGAGUAAGCUUCAACCUAGACCUCCUCUUUAUCACAUGUCACCUUGCCCACGACUUGGUCAUAGUUUCACAUUAAUAGGUAAUAAAGUUUACCUAUUUGGAGGGUUAGCUAAUGAUAGCAAUGACCCAAAAAAUAAUAUACCACGUUAUUUAAAUGAUUUAUAUACAUUAGAUAUAUCUUCACCUGAUGCUUUAGCCUGGGAUAUUCCAGAAACAGUUGGUGAUUUUCCACCACCUCGAGAAUCCCACACAGCUGUAGCUUAUACUGACUCAAGAGGAAAAUGUAAACUUAUCAUUUAUGGUGGUAUGAGUGGUUGUCGACUAGGAGAUCUUUGGACAUUAGACAUAGAUACUAUGUCAUGGAAUAGACCUAUUGUUUUGGGUCCUAAGCCUUUACCGAGGUCUUUACACACUGCUGUAACCAUAAAAAAUAGAAUGUUUGUUUUUGGUGGUUGGGUUCCGUUUGUUGAAGAAGUCAAGUUACCUAUACAUGAAAAAGAAUGGAAAUGUACAAAUCAAUUAGCUUGUUUAAAUUUAGAAACAAUGACAUGGGAAGAAUUGAACAUGGAUAUGAAUGAAGAUAAUAUGCCUAGAGCUAGAGCAGGUCAUUGUGCUGCAAAUAUUCAAACAAGAAUGUAUGUGUGGUCUGGGCGAGACGGAUAUAGAAAAGCAUGGAAUAAUCAGGUUUGUUGUAAAGAUUUAUGGUAUUUAGAAGUGGACAAACCACAAAAAUGUGCUAAAAAUCAGUUGGUUCGUGCGUCUACUAAUGCUUUAGAAAUUGUAUGGAAUAGUGUACCAACUGCGGAUGCUUAUAUUUUACAAAUUCAAAAGUAUGAUCAGCCAGCUGAUACUGCAGCCCCAACUCCACCAACAAUGAUUGAUUAUUCAUUGCUACCAUUCUUGACACCGGAAUUGGCUAAGAAAAAUACAGAUAAUGAUGAUUGUCAAAUUUUACCUACUACUAGUACUAAAGCUGGUAGUCCUGCCAAACCUAAUCAAAUUAUACAAAUAAUACCCCAAGGUUCUACUGUUAAUUCCUCUUCUUUAGUAAAAGAUCAACAGUUUACUCCUGUUAUUGCUCAAGCAUCUGGAAACAUGAAAAUAAAAACUGUUCAAAGUACUAAUGUUACACCAUCGUUACCACAAAAUUUUAAGGCAGUAAGUCCUGUAACACCAAAGACACCUGCAUUUGUUAGCUCUCCUUCUAUGGACAUGUCAGAUGCUGCCAUGCAUACUCUUGCUGCUGCUGCAUCAGCUACUCAAAAGAUCAAAACCACUGUAGUAGUUUCUAAACAAUCAGAACUUCCAAAACCUGUGAUUAAGACUUCAAGUGCACCAUUUAAAAUUGUUCAAACACAAAGAUCAAUAAAAAAUGUCAUGUCACCUGUAAACACUACAGUGCCACAACAACAAGCAGUUCGUAUAACCGGACCUGCUUUACAGACUUCAGUUGCUGGUACAGUUCUUAAAACUGGAUCUAAUGUUUUUGGAAAACAAGUAAUUUUUCAAAAGCCUGGUGGUUCACAAUCAAAUUUUGUUACCUUGGUCAAGACCAGUCAAGGUAAUCUCAUACAAGGUAUUCCAGGAAAGAUGAUUGGAACAACUACACCAAAUAAAAAUAUGCAACCAUCUGUUUUAAAGUUUAUUAAUCCUCCAAUAAAUCAACAGAGUAGUCCUAUUAAAUCAAACCAAACUAUGAAAACUGUACCAUUAAAAACAGUUGGUGCAAGACUACCAGUUGCUGCUAAUAAACCAACUAUUGUUAUUCAAAAAGGUAACUCAAAUCGAUCAGCUUCCCCACAAAUUAUUAUUGUAACAACUGGUUCGAAUCUGAGGGGCAUUCAGACAUUUUCAGCCUCCCAGGCUAAUAUGACCAAUCGCACCAGUGUAAGUAAUGCGCCUGUUCAAAUGGUAAUGGUAUCAUCAGGUGGCAAUACACCAACUGGAAGUAAACCAAUUACAAUUACUAUGGCUGGAGCUGGUAAUCGUAAAAUGGUCACCCUAGGUAAAUCAAAUUUGACUGGUAUGACAAUAGGUGGUAAGCCUGUAACCCUUCAAAUGGUUAGUGGUCAAAAUAAUAUGGCUAUCUUAACUUCAAAUUCUGGUGGUAAUGUUGUCCAGCUAAAGAACACAAAUAUUGUGAAUACACCAAAUACACCUAGAUCUACUGCAAUUAAUUCAAAAGUACCGUCCUCAGUUAAAUUAUCUACUGAUUUACCAGCUAGUACAGAAUCUGCACUUACUCAAUUAGCUGUGGAAGCAGGCAUCAUCGAUUCGUCCAACAAAAGUACUAACGACAUGGAAGAAUCAACUGAUUAUUCUAAGGACGAUUUGGAAAAUCUGAUUCAGGAAGAAGGAAUUGAGAGUCUAGAUGUUGAUAUGAACAGUGUGGAGGACGCUUCCAGUGUUCUUGACUGAAUAAUUAUUUUUAUUCUAAUGAAUUCAAUAAUUCAUGGCUAAUUUGUUUUAUUUAUAGUAAAUUUUUUAUUUUUUCUGCGUAAGCCUGAUUAUUUCAAUUAGUCUAUCCCUAGCCUAUCAAUACUGUACACUAUAUUUUUCAUAAAAUGUUUUUUCUAAUCACAGAAAAAUAUGGGUAGUUGUAAUUUUAUUAUGUAAAUACAAUUUGUAUAAUAUAUAAGAACAUAGUUUGGUAAAAAUGUUAAUUUUCAUGAAUUAUUUUGGUUUAUAUGAAAUGAUUGAUGUUUUUUUUUUAAAUUCAAUAGCCCAAUUUGUUAUUUCUGGUAAAUUAAAGAUUUAAUUAUGGGUAAGUUUUUAUUCUUUGUUUAUAUUUAUAAGUAUUUUGGCUCUGUUUAUGAACAUUUUCAUAAUUUAUGACCUAAUACCUACUUUCAAUGGGUUUAAAGUGUAUAAUUCAUUGACAAAAAUAAACCACAACCCUUCUAAGGCAUACAUUAUAAUAAUCGAUAUUUAGGUAUGGCCAAAAUGUUAGUAUUUACAAAUAUUAGUUCUUAUUUCUCCCAUAUAUUGGCCUAUUUUUAUUUGUAAGUAUUUUUGAAAUUUAAUAUAAUGAAUUUAUGUUAAUUUAAAUACACAGAAUAAGCGGUAUUUACUUAAUUAAUAACAGAAUUGAAUAAUUUUGAGUUAAGUUUAUGUUUUUGCCAUUAUCCUUGUUCCCAACUCGUUUAAUUUUAAUUUUUUUGAUAUAAAAUUAAUAACGGUAAUUAUC